Molecule: messenger RNA, 2454 nt
Organism: Cryptomeria japonica (Japanese cedar)
Lineage: Eukaryota; Viridiplantae; Streptophyta; Pinopsida; Cupressales; Cupressaceae
Product: GTP-binding protein OBGC, chloroplastic
Exons: 6
Coding region: 277-2271 (664 amino acids)
Cellular component (GO): mitochondrion
Molecular function (GO): magnesium ion binding; GTP binding; GTPase activity
Source: RefSeq, a predicted model, not a curated record
ACAAUGUAUGAUUUCUUAAACUAGAAAAAAAGACGAAACAGUACAUAAACAUUAGAUUGUUUUAAGCAUAUCAUGCAGGCCCUGCGGAGCCUGUAAAACAAAAAUUAAAAUAAUUACCAAGCAAAAUUGCCGAGAACCAUAGGCGUCCUUUUAACGGUUUCGGAUAAGGGGGCGAAGCAGACAAAAUGCCUCCCGAGAGGAGACGCUCCAAAAUAUAUCGACGCUCCCAUGUUUGCAGCUGUAAAUGCUGCUCUGAUACGUUAACACUCCUCAGCCAUGGUCGACUCCUUUUUUCUUCUAAACACUUCUUAUUCAUCUCCUGCACUUGGAAUAUACGCUGGCAAAAGACCAGCCAAAAACUUAACCACUUCAAGAACGAAACCAGGGAAAACAAAAACCAAAACCAAGUCGAAAACUGCGAAUGCAAGCGGACAUAUUUCUCAUAGCAAAGACGUCAUUUUGUUCGGAGCCGGCAGUUUAGCUACAACAUAUACAGCUCUUCCUCCAAGGGAUGAUGACGCCGCACAAAUUGAAGCGGAGCAACUAUGGCUGGAGUCCCGUAAAGAUGCUGCAAAACCCCUGCGCCGCCUUGUUACUCCUGACGAUUUUCUUGAAUUUCACUCUAGUAAUGAUGACAAGGAUGAAAAUCUUGACGACGACGAUAUUGUUUCAGAGGCCGAUUUGCUCCGAGAAGCUGAGGAGGAGCUCGCCGAGCUUGAAAGAAUUCACGGCCCGCUUCCCGACAGCUUCUUUGGAAAUGCCGAUUCUAACCUAAACCCUAAUCCUAAUUUUAGCGAAAACCCCAACACUAGCUUUGAUGAUGAUGAACUUGAUGAGACUGGAAAUGAAGAAGAUUUGCCCGAAGAUAGCGGAAAGGGAGUGCCUGCUGUAAUGCGGUGCUUCGACAGGGCGAAAAUAUAUGUCAAGGCGGGGGACGGGGGCGAUGGAGUGGUUGCCUUCAGGCGAGAAAAAUACGUGCCAUUCGGCGGACCGUCGGGCGGAAAUGGUGGCAGGGGCGGUAAUGUGUAUAUUGAGGUCGAUGGUUCCAUGAAUUCGCUAUUGCCUUUUAGGAAAACGGUGCAUUUUAGGGCUGGGAGUGGUAGCCAUGGCCAGGGUAAGUGCCAGGACGGUGCCAAGGGUAAGGAUGCUGUUGUCAAGGUCGCGCCCGGAACAAUUGUAAGAGACGCCAGCGAGGGAAGUGAUGGUGAUGUGUUGGUGGAACUCACCACUCCCGGGCAGCGGGUGAUGGUUUUGCCCGGAGGACGAGGCGGUCGGGGUAAUGCCUCCUUCAAGACAGGACGGAACAAGGCACCGCAGAUUUCUGAGAAUGGCGAAGAGGGAGCAGAAAUGUGGUUGGAUUUGGAACUAAAGCUUGUUGCUGAUGUGGGAAUUGUGGGGAUCCCAAAUGCCGGCAAAAGCACUUUCCUCAGUGCUAUAAGUGCAGCUCAGCCAACUAUUGCAAAUUACCCAUUUACAACAUUAUUGCCCAAUCUUGGUGUGGUAUCACUGGAUUAUGAUGCCACUAUGGUUGUAGCAGAUUUACCUGGGCUUCUUGAAGGUGCACAUCGUGGUUUUGGCUUAGGUCACGAGUUUUUGCGGCACACUGAAAGAUGUCACGUCCUGGUACAUGUUGUUGAUGGCACAAGCCAACAACCUGAAUAUGAGUUUGAUGCUGUCCGUCUGGAACUUGAUCUUUUUAGUCCAGAGCUUGCAUAUAAGCCAUGCGUAGUUGCCUAUAACAAGAUGGAUAUUCCAGAAUCAGCUGAGCAUUGGAAAAAAUUUGAGAAAAAUAUGCAACAGCGGGGGAUUCAUCCAUUGUGCAUGAGUGCAGCAACGACAAGUGGUACUAUGGAGGUGGUUUAUGCAGCAUACGAACUGCUAAAAAAACAGGCUGCAUCAAUUGGCAACAACACUCAGGAUGAUGGAGGUAUCAUCAAUAACAUUGCAGAAAUGAUUGCGAAAAAAAGAAGUGCUCCUCUUGAGGACUUUGAAAUUACUUAUGAUGAUGAGAACAAAACAUGGUGUGUUUAUGGAGCUGGUCUACAGCGCUUUACGCAAAUGACUAAUUGGGAGUACUUUGAAUCUAUUCGGAGGUUCCAACAUGUUCUUGAGGCCUGUGGGGUGGAUAAAUGUCUUAGAGAACGUGGAGUUAAGGAAGGUGACACAGUGAUAGUUGGACAGAUGGAGCUGGUUUGGCAUGAUUCCAACGAUGCAUCUCUGUUAGUGAAUAGGGGAAAAUUCUCUCGAGGUUCAAGUAAAUGGCCACAUUGAGAGCAAUUAAUCUUUGUCUCCGUCAAUGAAAGAAUUACAGUGCACCGACCACAUCAAAUUUACUAAUUAACAAGAGAGUUCCAGCUUACUGGCUAAAGCUCAUUAUGUCUUAAGGGCUACAUGAUGUGUAAGUGGAACAUAUGUAACUCACGAUGAAUUUAAUAUAUUUUACCUUUUAGAGAA